This is a messenger RNA of Metopolophium dirhodum (rose-grain aphid), 2765 nucleotides long. Its product is annotated as RNA-binding protein FXR1-like. The record is from RefSeq and is a predicted model, not a curated record. NCBI's taxonomy places the organism in Eukaryota, Metazoa, Arthropoda, Insecta, Hemiptera, Aphididae. The coding region runs from base 430 to 2604 and encodes 724 amino acids. Gene Ontology annotation, molecular function: protein homodimerization activity; mRNA 3'-UTR binding; translation regulator activity. The transcript has 12 exons. Gene Ontology annotation, biological process: regulation of dendrite morphogenesis; central nervous system development; regulation of dendritic spine development. Gene Ontology annotation, cellular component: postsynaptic density; neuronal cell body; membrane.
UAUUAUUCAUGUAAAAUGUUACUAUUUAGUGUAAAGCAUCGGCAUAAUAUUCUAUAAUAUAAUAAAAUAUAUUUAAUAUAAUAUGUCUAUAUCGCACUGUCGCAAACUCGCAUUCAGACGCAUCACUCACUCUCUCAACUGACUCCCUCGCCGACCGAUCAAAGAGCAGCGGCCAAUGAACAAUAAUCGAGAGAAUUAUUUAUUAUAUUUGUAAUUAUUAUUUUAUUAUUACUGUUGUACACAGCGACGCUGCCGAAGUCGUAUCGCCGGCACGGUCACGUUGUGCAGUAGUGGUCAGCGGUCACUGGUCACGUACGACGUACUCGCGUCAACGUUCGUGGUCACUAUAACUCUUUCGCUGUAUACGCAUCGCAUAGACGAGCAAAAGCGACGAACAGUCAUCAGCAACGCCACGCACCCGGCGCAGCAAUGGGCGACAAUAAGGUCGAAGUGCUCUUUGAGAACGGCGUCUAUUACGAGGGUUUUGUUACGGGUGUAAUGGAAAAUGAAGUUCUAGUUUCUUUCCCUAAUGAUUGGUAUCCGGAAACCGAAUUCAACUAUGACAAUGUUCGACUCCCCUUGUCAGAUGAGCAAUGUAGUACAGAGUUUAUAAACAAUCAAGAAAUAGAAGUAAAAUCGGUCAGAGAACCUCAUCCUUGUUAUGGAUGGGUAAAAGCAGUAAUUAAAAUGAUUAGUGGUAAUCCACCAUCCCAGUUCGUUAUCCAAUAUUUCAACUCAACAGUUAUAGAAAUAGUCUCUCCUGAUAAAAUCAGAUGCAGUAACAUAAAUUCACACAUUAAUGGCAAUACAUUUCAUACGUUUGAUAUUGAUGUACCUGAAGAUGUUAGAGAAAUUGCUAAAAUCUAUGGUAUCCACAUAGAUUUCCAGAAAGCAAUUAACGCAUCUCAAGUGUUCUAUAAUCCGGAUCAAUCAGUAUUGAGUGUUAUAUCUCGUUCAUCAUUGACCAGUAAAAAAGCAUUGAUGUUAGCUGACAUGCACUUUAGAAACCUAAAUGAAAAUGCUAUGGUUCUUAUGAAGACUGAAAAAUUAGACACGCAACUGGAAAAUUCCAAUCUACAGUUUAAAUUAUCUUAUACUGAUGAAUUUAAUGUAUGUAAUAACCUCAUUGGCUUGGCUAUUGGUACUCGUGGCAGUAAUAUCAAACGAGCUCGCAAGAUUGAGGGUAUUACAAAUAUUGAAUUAGAUAAAAAUACUGGUGUUUUUAAAAUUUAUGGAGAAAAUAAAGAUGCUGUGAUGAAAGCUCGAGGAAUUUUAGAGUAUAAAGAAGAAUUUCUUCAAGUUCCAAGAAAUUUCAUGGAAAAAGUUAUUGGUAAAAAUCAUAGAAACAUCCAAGAUAUUGUCGACAAGAGCAGAGUGAUUGAAGUAAAAAUUGUAGGUGAUGAUGAGAUACAACCUACUAUUCCUCGUGAAGAGGGUCAAGUUCCUUUUAUGUUUGUUGGUACAGCAGAGAAUAUAUCUAAUGCUAAAUUUCUACUAGAAUAUCAUUUAGAACACCUUAAAAAACUUGAACAAUUCAGUCAAGAAAUAGUUGGAAUGAAGCAAGAGUUAUGUAGUAAUGCACCGUCAGCUGCCCAAUAUUUCAACUCAACAGUUAAAGAAAUAGUCUCGCCUGGUAAAAUCAAAUGCAGUAACAUUAAUGGUGAUACAUUUUAUGCGUUCGAUAUUCCUGUACCUGAAGAUGUUAGAGAAUUUGCUAAAAUCGAUGGUAUCCACACAGAUCUUCAGAUAGCAAUUAGUGCAACCAUGGUGUCAUAUAAUCAUGAUCAAUCAGUGUUGAAUGUAACAUCUCGUUCAACAUUGACCAGUGAAAGAGCAUUGAUGUUAGCCGACAUGCACUUUAGAAACCUGAACCAAAAUGUUAUGGUGCUUAUGAAGACUGAAAAAUUAAACAAGAAACUGGAAUAUUCCAAUCUACCGUUUAAAUCAUCUUAUACUGAUAAAUUUAAUGUACAUGAUAACCUUAUGGGUUUGGCUAUCGGUGCUCAUGGCACUAAUAUUAAACGAGCUCGCAAGAUUGAGGGUAUUACAAAUAUUGAAUUAGAUAAACAAAGUGGCGUUUUUAAAAUUUAUGGAGAUAAUAAAGACGCUGUAAUGAAAGCUCGAGGAAUUUUAGAGUAUAGAGAAGAAUGUUUUCAAGUUCCAAUAGAUUUCAUAGGAAAAGUUAUUGGUAAAAAUAAAAGAAACAUCUUAGAUGUUAUUAACAAGAGCGGUGUGCACAGCAUAUUAAUUGAUGAUGAUGAUGAGACACAACCUACUGUUAUUCGUGAAGAGGAUCAUGUUCCUCUUAUAAUUGUUGGCAUGGUAGAAAGUAUUUCUCAGGCUAAAGUUCUAAUAGAAAAUCAUUUAGAACACCUCAAAGAACUUGAACAAAAUAGGAAAGAAAAACAAACUGAAAUGGUGCACAAUUUACGUAGUACACACAGUAGUAGACCAGCUGUCUCACAUGCCACGACGCAAAGGCGAAACAACCGUAACUUUAAUGCUGACAGCGAAAACAUGAAUAAUGGCCAAAGUAACUCCAAGGGAAGAAAAAAUAACAGACAUAGACGUGGUGAAGACGAGGGUGGGUGUACAAUAUCUUGAAAAAAAACAAAAUAAACUGUUUAUGUUUUAAACAGUUUGAUACAAUGUUUUAAUUUUUUAAAUGAUUUGUUUUUAAUUUAAAUUUAAAAAUACAUAUUAUGUAAAUACAAGAUUUGUGUUAUACUAUGUUAUGUAAAAUAUAUAUAUUAUAUCAAAGCAUA